CGAGGUAAAGUUGCGCGCUCCGUGGAGCCGCGGUCUACCCCGCAGUUCCGGGGUCCAGGGCGGGGAUGGGGGCGCUGGCGCCUUUCCGCGGGCUGCCACUGCCCGCCGUGCACACUUUGGCCUGAAGUGGAGGGACUCGGAGGGGGCGGGGCGGACUGUUCGGGCGCCGCCCCCGCCCCACGCGCUCGAUCCCCAGGGCGCGCGGGCCCGGCCGCGUUGUGCGCUUUCACCGAGGUCCAGGGGGCCGCUGGAGCCUGGAUCCUGCAGCCGCCCCGUCUGCCAGCAUCAGUCCUGCCAAAACCUGGACCCCGUCUCCCAAGAGCGCGGCUCCGUGACCUCUUGGGGCAGCACCUCUGAGCACCGGCCGGCACAUGGGGCCAUGGCCCUACUCCCGGGGCACGCCGAGCCCCCCAGUUGGCCGCCUGGUGGUGGACCUGCCCCCGCUCGGCACGUCAUCAUCAACGUCGGCGGCUGCAGGGUUCGCCUGGCCUGGGCCGCGCUGGCGCGCUGUCCCCUCGCGCGCCUCGAGCGCCUGAGCGCAUGCCGAGGCCGCGACGAGCUGCUGCGCGUGUGCGAUGACUAUGACGUGAGCCGUGACGAGUUCUUCUUCGACAGAAGCCCGUGCGCCUUCCGUGCCAUAGUGGCCCUGCUGCACGCCGGCAAGCUGCGGUUGCUGCGUGGACCGUGCGCGCUGGCCUUCCGCGACGAGCUGGCCUACUGGGGCAUCGACGAGGCGCGCCUGGAGCGCUGCUGCCUGCGCCGCCUGCGCCGCCGCGAGGAGGAGGCCGCCGAGGCCCGCGCUGUGCAGACUGGGCACGUGGCGCCAGGGAGCCCGGCGCGCGCCCUCGGGCCGGGGCGGCUAGAGCGCAGUCGGCAGCGCCUGCGCGAUGUGGUGGACAACCCACAUUCCGGGCUGGCGGGCAAGCUCUUCGCCUUUGUCUCCGUGUCCUUCGUGGCCGUCACGGCGGUUGGCCUUUGCCUGAGCACCAUGCCGGACAUGCGUGCGGAGGAGGAGCGGGGUGAGUGCUCCACCAAGUGCCGCAGCCUCUUUGUACUGGAGACGGUGUGCGUGGCCUGGUUCUCCUUCGAGUUCUUGCUGCGCUCCCUGCAGGCGGAGAGCAAGUGCGCCUUCCUGCGGAGGCCGCUCAACAUCAUCGACAUCUUGGCCAUCCUGCCCUUCUACGUGUCGCUGCUGGUGGGCCUGGCGGCGGGGCCCGCGGGCAGCAAGCUGCUGGAGCGAGCGGGGCUGGUGCUGCGGCUGCUGCGCGCGCUGCGCGUGCUCUACGUGAUGCGCCUGGCGCGCCACUCGCUGGGGCUGCGCUCGCUGGGCCUCACGGUGCGCCGCUGCGCGCGCGAGUUCGGACUGCUGCUGCUCUUCCUUUGCGUGGCCAUGGCGCUCUUUGCGCCGCUAGUGCACCUGGCUGAACGCGAACUGGGCGCGCGGCGCGACUUCUCUAGCGUGCCGGCCAGCUACUGGUGGGCAGUUAUCUCCAUGACCACCGUGGGCUACGGCGACAUGGUGCCGCGCAGCCUGCCCGGGCAGGUGGUGGCACUGAGCAGCAUCCUCAGCGGCAUCUUGCUUAUGGCCUUCCCAGUCACCUCCAUCUUUCACACCUUCUCGCGCUCCUACUCGGAGCUCAAAGAGCAGCAGCAGCGCGCUGCCAGCCCCGAGCCCGCCCUGUGCGAGGACAGCACGCGCUCAGCCAGCGCCACCGAGGACAGCUCGCAGGACCCCGAGGGCACCAGGGGUGCACAGGGCCCAGCAGGGCCGCUCUGAGCUGGCAGGAGGGUACUGCUCUGGAGCUUCAGGAAGUGCGGUCGCUGGAGGUCCACGAAGGGGCCUGCAGACCUGCCAGAGCUUAGUCUAGUGCACCGACUGACCUCGGAAAGCUUCCGGCUCCCAGUAACUCCUGAGAGCCCACCAGCCUGGGUCCUCUUAUUUUCCCUCGGGUUUUAAAUUUUCUAUGGCUAACUGAAUAAUCCACUGGAUCCCAGAAAUCCCACACCUGGAGCAAAUGCCAAGCUACGCUGGCCUGGGCCUGACCCUGACCUGUCAGCCAGGGCAGCCCUGGCAGGAGUGGGGCAGUUGGAGACAGAAGUCCCUUCUGCUGCCUGGUCACCCAUAGUGGCAGUGCACCAUGGGAGGGAGACAUCCAGCACUGCCAGUCCAUGUCACUUGCAGAGUGACAGGGCAGAGUCUUGACAUGGGCACUCACAGGCCCUGCUUCUCCCUAAGUAACCCUGCUUUGGUGGGGGGCCCAGACCUCUGACCUGCAUUCCCUGACACUGGCUCCUCAGGUGACAGGGCCUCCCCUGGCAGGUGGCAAAGCAGGUUUGCAUGUGGUGUUUUAACAGCCCCCUCCACCCACCCACCAUGGAGGAGGCUACAUCUCCCCCCUGGAACACAGUUCUCAAGGCCUCACAAGCAGAAAACACUCCCCACUCUCAAGUCCGGCGUAGGAUGUGGUGGUAUAGGGGCAAGAUGGGCAGGUGCUCCUUCAACGUUUCCACAAAAGCAUGGGCAAGUCCAUUCAGGACAGGACAGAAUUCUCCAGAUGCCACUUUGUACUUUUUCACUGAUGAGCUUGGCCACCACACCUGAGAUACUGCACCCAGAGGGUCUUGGACAGCAGGGUACCCUCCUCAGGACCCCUGGGGUGAGCAGAGGCCCUGUGGGUCCCUUGGAUGUUUCCUAAGAUUCCACUGAAAACCAAUAAAAAGUGUAGCCUCCCCUGAAA
Marmota monax (woodchuck) is the source of this 2738-nucleotide messenger RNA. It is a transcript of the gene Kcng2, whose product is annotated as potassium voltage-gated channel modifier subfamily G member 2. Lineage: Eukaryota; Metazoa; Chordata; Mammalia; Rodentia; Sciuridae. Gene Ontology annotation, cellular component: voltage-gated potassium channel complex; membrane. The record is from RefSeq and is a predicted model, not a curated record. The transcript has 3 exons. Bases 380 to 1777 code for a protein of 465 amino acids. Gene Ontology annotation, biological process: protein homooligomerization; potassium ion transmembrane transport. Gene Ontology annotation, molecular function: protein binding; voltage-gated potassium channel activity.